Messenger RNA from Vidua chalybeata, 524 nucleotides. RefSeq names its product killer cell lectin-like receptor subfamily B member 1C. Lineage: Eukaryota; Metazoa; Chordata; Aves; Passeriformes; Viduidae. The transcript is spliced from 4 exons. The coding region runs from base 37 to 459 and encodes 140 amino acids. The record is from RefSeq and is a predicted model, not a curated record.
AUCGCCCAUUCGGACUGGGAUGGAAUCCUCAGGGAGAUGCGGAGGAUCCUGUGCCCGCCCCGAGAGAGCGAGGGAUGCCGGCUGUGCACCGUGGGCUGGAUGCUGAUCGGGGCCAAGUGCUACUGGAUUUCCGACGGGAUGAACCCUUGGAACAAGAGCCGGGAGGACUGCAGGGACCGGGGCUCCGCGCUGCUGGUGCCCUGGGAUCAGGAUGAGCUGGAAUUCCUGAAUGAAACCCUGCAGAAACCCACACGGCACUUCUGGAUCGGCCUCUCGGUGCCUGCGGCCGGGACGGGCUGGACGUGGGAGAACGGCUCCGACCUCGACCAGGACCGGUUCCAACUGGACUUCGGGAAGCAACCCGGAGCCUGUGGAACGCUCAAGGGGAAUGAGAUCAGCCCUCAGAACUGCGACACAAGGCUGCAGUGGAUCUGCCACAAAGAAUCUGCCGAGAUCUGAGCCUCCAUUGCGCCCCAAAACCAGUGUUGAUGCAGGAAAAAUCCCAAUUCCUGUGGAUCCGGCAG